CACUUCCUGGUCGUGACGUCACGCGGAGAGCGGCCAGCCUCCGUCGCUGCUGUGUAGUGGGUAGUGUGUAGUGUUUAGUGUGUUGUUUGGCGGAGCAGCAGCGGGACUAAGUUCACAUUGUCCGCUAAAAAAGCCACAAAAAGCACCCGCCUCGACCUCGGACGCCGGCAAAAACGAAGAAUUGACAUUUCCGGUGGAGAAAAGCCGUCGUUUGCGCUCUCAGCUUCUCCGUUUCCGGAUAUUAGCGCGCAGUUUUGCUGGAACAUUUGACUAUUUUUUUUUGUUUCUUCCUUCUGGGAUAACUUUUCCUCCUUUUUUUCUUCCAUCUUUGGAGCAUGGAGACGCCGAGGUAACAAGGCGGCGGUCUUUGCCGGCGUAGCGAGAAGUCCAGCUCCCGGCUGGAGUUCGCCAAGGUCGCUUCCCGAUGAUGACAGUAAACAUGGAUGAUGUUCCCCAAAAUGGACCCAGACCGCCCCGGAACCUCCAAGAUGACGAGGAGGCGCUCCACUCCAUCAUGAAAGACCUGGCAGCCCUGGGGUGUUGUUACACGCAGAACAGCCACAAGCCCAAGAGCAGAAGUUUACUGUACAAGCAGGACUUGAGAGUCAAGUUGGAGCAUGAGAGAGAAAAACGGAUCAUCCCCUUCCAGCGGCCGCUGAAGAUCAAGGAGCUGCUGCAGAAAGUGACAGAAGCCUUUGGCCAGCAGAUGGAGAUGUUCUUCAUGGAGAAGGAGCUGCUUCUGCCCCUGAAGACCCAGGAAGACCUGGACCAGGCCGUCUUGUCUCUGAGCUGCAGCACCGUGACCAACGGCCUGCUGCGGAUCCUGCUCAAGACCCCCAAGAACAACCAGUACCUGCAGGUGGCCAGCAGGGACAAGCAGAGCGAGAUGAGGUCGUCGCGUUCGCUGGGCGACCUGAAAGGCUCGUUACUGAAGGGCUCGGCGGAGCGAGUGCGCAAACAUUCCACAGGGUCCCUGCACACAGGCCGCACGUCGCCGCCCCCAGGCAGCGUCCCCGAGGAGCAGCAGCAGAUCGCCCGCCAGGGCUCCUACACCAGCAUCCACAGCGAGGGCGAGUUCAUCCCCGAGACUCAGGACCUCGGCAUGCUGGAUCACUUUGGCAGCGCGGGAAACUCGCUGUCGAGCAGCUGUCAAUCAAUCGACCAGGCACUGGACAGUCCACCUUUCUCACAGAACAACCGCGACAACAAUUACAUGAACCUCAACUACGAAUACAAAGGUCGCCACGGGAAAGGAGGAACAUUCCCCCGCCAGCUGCAGCUGCCCAGUCGGAGCAAAGACUACGGAGAUCGUCGCAGGACACUCCCACGCAGUUUCAUGCCGCAGGAAAACCUGUUCCAGCUGGUUCCUUCCAGCCGCACGCGCAGCUACAACGGAGACAGCACCUUGCAGUACAGCGAGCUGCGUCAGCGCGGGACGGCCAAAUCACCGCGAGCGCCGGUCAACUGGCGGCGAGGCAAGCUGCUGGGCCGCGGCGCCUUCGGGGAAGUCUACCUGUGCUACGACGCCGACACGGGCCGCGAGCUGGCCGCCAAGCAGGUGCCCUUUGACCCCGACUGCCAGGAAACCAGCAAGGAAGUCAACGCUCUGGAGUGCGAGAUCCAGCUGCUGAAGAACCUUCGCCACGAGCGCAUCGUCCAGUACUACGGUUGUCUGCGGGACUUGGACCACAGGAAGCUCACCAUCUUUGUGGAGUUCAUGCCCGGGGGCUCCAUCAAGGACCAGCUGAAGGCGUACGGGGCGCUGACAGAGAAGGUGAGCAGGAGGUACAGUCGUCAGAUCCUGCAAGGUGUGUCCUACCUGCACAGCAACAUGAUCGUGCACAGAGACAUCAAAGGCGCCAACAUCCUGAGGGACUCGUCCGGGAACGUGAAGCUGGGAGACUUCGGGGCCAGCAAGCGCAUUCAGACCAUCUGCAUGUCUGGCACGGGCAUCAAGUCUGUGACCGGCACCCCCUACUGGAUGAGCCCGGAGGUCAUCAACGGCGAAGGAUACGGACGCAAGGCGGACGUGUGGAGUGUGGCGUGCACGGUGGUGGAGAUGCUCACCCAGAAGCCCCCCUGGGCCGAGUACGAGGCCAUGGCGGCCAUCUUUAAGAUCGCCACCCAGCCCACCAAGCCUGUCCUCCCGGAGGGCGUGUCCGACGCCUGCAGGGACUUCCUGCGGCAGAUCUUCGUGGAGGAGAAGUGGCGACCCACCGCCGACGCCCUGCUGGCCCACGCCUUCGUGCAGGGCGGCUUCUGACCCCGCCCACCUGGUCCAGGUCAGGCCGCCGGGGUGGACCCUGUGACGGGAGGGGGCGUGGCCUGAGCGGCGAGAAAGCACUUUUGCGGCCUUCUUUUCCCACUCCACAAAAACACAGACUUGUUGAAGUAUUGUUUGUACUGUAAACUCUUUCUUACUCCAAAUAUUGUCUACCCACACGCCUUACCACCACCAUUGUGCACCAACCUCGUCACACGCCUUACCACCACCAUUGUGCACCAACCUCGUCACACGCCUUACCACCACCAUUGUGCACCAACCUCGUCACACGCCUUACCACCACCAUUGUGCACCAACCUCGUCCUGAGGCUCUGCUGACUUUGCACAUAAUCACUUGUUUAUAUCACCUCCAUUUUAUACUCCUUUUAUGCGCCCCGCCUUGGGGGGGGCUAUGACGCAAUAGUGGGUGGGGCCAUGACGCAAUUGUGGGUGUGUCCAUGACGCAAUAGUGGGUGUGGCCAUGACGCAAUAGUGGCUGUCAAUGAGGCAAUAAUCGGUUUCCAUGACGCAAUAGUGUGUGUCCUUCGUGUGUGUCCAUGACGCAAUAGUGUGUGUCGAUGACACAAUAGUGUGUGUCCAUGACGCAAUAGUGGGUGUGUCAAUGACGCAAUAGUGUGAGUCUAUGACGCAAUAGUGUGUGGCCAUGACGCAAUAGUGUGUGUCCUUUGUGUGUGUCCAUGACACAAUAGUGUGUGUCGAUGACACAAUAGUGUGUGUCAAUGACGCAAUAGUGUGAGUCUAUGACGCAAUAGUGGGUGGCCAUGACGCAAUAGUGUGUGUCCUUUGUGUGUGUCCAUGACGCAAUAGUGUGUGUCCUUUGUGUGUGUCCAUGACGCAAUAGUGUGUGUCCUUUGUGUGUGUCCAUGACGCAAUAGUGUGUGUCCUUUGUGUGUGUCCAUGACGCGAUAGUGUGUGUGUCGAUGACACAAUAGUGGGUGUCAAUGACGCAAUAGUGUGAGUCUAUGACGCAAUAGUGUGUGUCCUUUGUGUGUGGCCAUGACGCAAUAGUGUGUGUCCUUUGUGUGUGUCAUUGACACAAUAAUGUGUGUGUCGAUGACGCAAUAGUGGGUGUCAAUGACGCAAUAGUGUGUGUCCUUUGUGUGUGUCAAUGACGCAAUUGUGGUUGGCCAUGACGCAAUAGUGUGUGUCAUCGACGCAAUAGUGUGUGUGUCGAUGACGCAAUAGUGGGUGUCAAUGACACAAUAGUGUGUGUGUCGAUUACGCAAUAGUGUGUGUCCUUUGUGUGUGUCAAUGACGCAAUUGUGGUUGGCCAUGACGCAAUAGUGUGUGUCCUUUGUGUGUGUCAUCGACGCAAUAGUGUGUGUGUCGAUGACGCAAUAGUGGGUGUCAAUGACACAAUAGUGUGUGUGUCGAUUACGCAAUAGUGUGUGUCCUUUGUGUGUGUCAAUGACGCAAUUGUGGGUGGCCAUGACGCAAUAGUGUGUGGCAAUGACACAAUAGUGUGUGUCCUUUGUGUGUGUCAUUGACACAAUAGUGUGUGUGUCGAUGACGCAAUAGUGGGUGUCAAUGACGCAAUAGUGUGUGUCCUUUGUGUGUGUCAAUGACGCAAUUGUGUGUGUCCAUGACGCAAUUGUGUGUGUCCAUGACGCAAUAGUGUGUGGCCAUGACACAAUAGUGUGUGUCCUUUGUGUGUGUCAAUGACGUAAUUGUGGUUGGCCAUGACGCAAUAGUUUGUGUCCUUUGUGUGUGUCUAUGACACAAUAGUGUUUGUCAAUGACGCAAUAGUGUGUGUGUCGAUGACGCAAUAGUGGGUGUCAAUGACACAAUAGUGUGUGUGUCGAUGACGCAAUAGUGUGUGUCCUUUGUGUGUGUCUGUGACGCAAUAAUGGGUGGCCAUGACGCAAUAGUGUGUGUCCUUUGUGUGUGUCUAUGACGCAAUAAUGGGUGGCCAUGACGCAAUAGUGUGUGUCCUUUGUGUGUGUCUAUGACGCAAUAAUGGGUGGCCAUGACGCAAUAGUGUGUGUCCUUUGUGUGUGUCUAUGACGCAAAAGUGAGUGUGUCCAUGACGCAAUAGUGUGUGUGUCCUUUGUGUGUGUCUAUGACGCAAUAAUGGGUGGCCAUGACACAAUAGUGUGUGUCCUUUGUGUGUGUCAAUGACGUAAUUGUGGUUGGCCAUGACGCAAUAGUGUGUGUCCUUUGUGUGUGUCUAUGACACAAUAGUGUGUGUCCAUGACGCAAUAGUGUGUGUCCUUUGUGUGUGUCUAUGACGCAAUAAUGGGUGGCCAUGACGCAAUAGUGUGUCCUUUGUGUGUGUCUAUGACGCAAAAGGGAGUGUGUCCAUGACGCAAUAGUGUGUGUCCUUUGUGUGUGUCUAUGACGCAAUAAUGGGUGGCCAUGACGCAAUAGUGUGUGUCCUUUGUGUGUGUCUAUGACGCAAUAAUGGGUGGCCAUGACGCAAUAGUGUGUGUCCUUUGUGUGUGUCUAUGACGCAAUAAUGGGUGGCCAUGACGCAAUAGUGUGUGUCCUUUGUGUGUGUCUAUGACGCAAAAGUGAGUGUGUCCAUGACGCAAUAGUGUGUGUCCUUUGUGUGUGUCUAUGACGCAAUAGUGUGUGUCCUUUGUGUGUGUCUAUGACGCAAUAAUGGGUGGCCAUGACGCAAUAGUGUGUGUCCUUUGUGUGUGUCUAUGACGCAAUAGUGUGUGUCCUUUGUGUGUGUCUAUGACGCAAUAAUGGGUGGCCAUGACGCAAUAGUGUGUGUCCUUUGUGUGUGUCUAUGACGCAAAAGUGAGUGUGUCCAUGACGCAAUAGUGUGUGUCCUUUGUGUGUGUCUAUGACGCAAUAAUGGGUGGCCAUGACGCAAUAGUGUGUGUCCUUUGUGUGUGUCUAUGACGCAAAAGUGAGUGUGUCCAUGACGCAAUAGUGUGUGUCCUUUGUGUGUGUCUAUGACGCAAUAAUGGGUGGCCAUGACGCAAUAGUGUGUGUCCUUUGUGUGUGUCUAUGACGCAAAAGUGAGUGUGUCCAUGACGCAAUAGUGUGUGUCCUUUGUGUGUGUCCAUUAAGCAAUAGUGUGUGUGUCGAUGACGCAAAAAUGGGUGUGUCAAUGACGCAAUAGUGUGUGUCCUUUGUGUGUGUCUAUGACGCAAUAGUGUGUGGCCAUGACACAAUAGUGUGUGUGUCGAUGACACAAUAGUGAGUGUCAAUGACGCAAUAGUGGGUGUCCUUUGUGUGUGUCUAUGACGCAAUAGUGUGUGUCCUUUGUGUGUGUCUAUGACACAAUAGUGUGUGUCCAUGACGCAAUAGUGUGUGUGUCCAUGACGCGAAAGUUUGUGUGUCCAUGACGCAAUAGUGUGUGUCCUUUGUGUGUGUCCAUUAAGCAAUAGUGUGUGUGUCGAUGACGCAAAAAUGGGUGUAUCAAUGACGCAAUAGUGUGUGUCCUUUGUGUGUGUCCAUGACGCAAUAGUGUGUGUGUCGAUGACACAAUAUUAGGUGUCAAUGACGCAAUAGUGUGUGUCCUUUGUGUGUGUGUCCAUGACGCAAUAGUGUGUGUGUCGAUGACACAAUAGUGGGUGUCAAUGACGCAAUAGUGUGUGUCCUUUGUGUGUGUCCAUGACGCAAUAGUGUGUGUGUCGAUGACACAAUAUUGGGUGUCAAUGACGCAAUAGUGUGUGUCCUUCAUUUGUGUCAUUGACGCAAUAGUGUGUUUUGAUGACAUGAUAGUGUGUGUCCUUUUUGUGUGUCAUUGACGCAAUAGUGUGUGUUGAUGACAUGAUAGUGUGUGUCCUUUUUGUGUGUCAUUGACUCAAUAGUGUGCGUCAGUGACACAGUAGAAUGUGUCAUUUGUGUGUGUGUGUGUGUGUGUGUGUGUGUGUGUGUGUGUGUGUGUGUGUGUGUGUGUGUGUGUGUGUGUGUGUGUGUCCAUUGCAGCUGUUGGCCAAAGAAGAGAAUGUGUCAGAAUCCCAUUGCCAGUAUUACCACAAACCCCCAAAAGCAGUGAAGUUGUCACUUUGUGUAAAUAGUAAAUAAAAACAGAAUACAAUGAUUUGCAAAUCCUUUUCAAUGGCCGACAGGUCUGGACUACAGGCAGGCCAGUCUAGUACCCGCACUCUUUUAUUAUGAAGAGUGUUGUAACACGUGGCUUGGCAUUGUCUUGCUGAAAUAAGCAGGGGCGUCCAUGAUAACAACAUGUAUGUACCUUUCAGCUUUAAUGGUAUGUAUGGACCAUUCAGCAUUAAUGGUGCCUUCACAGGUGUGUAAGUUACACCUGCCUUGGGCACUAAUGCACCCCCAUACCAUCACACAUGCUGCCUUUUACACUUUGCACCUUGAACAAUCCGGAUGGUUCUUUUCCUCUUUGGUCCGGAGUUCCCAAAAACAAUCGGAAAUGUGGACUCGUUAGACCACACUUUGCAUCGGUCCAUUUUAGACGAGCUCGGGCCCCAGCAAAGCCAGCGGCGUUUUCCGGGUGUUGUUGAUAAAUGGCCUCGGAAGGUGAAUAUCUUCUCAAUUAAAUAUAUGUUGUAUUUUCAUUUUAUUUACCAUUUACACCAGGUGACAUUUCCUUUGUCUUCUUCCUGUACGCGUCAGCUUCCGAUGCAAUGUUGUGUUGUUGUUGUGUUGGCUGAGACAACACGGAGGACACACGUGUCAAUCACAUCCCCGCCUGUGACACUUUGAACAAACAUGAUCAAAUCUUUCUGUGCCUUACUUCUUGUAAAAAAAAACCAUAUUUUAUAUGAAACAAAAAUAUAUAUAUAAAUAUACUGUAAAUACACAUCGUUCUGCACUUUUCUAUGAGCUUUUUUUUUCCCUUUUUUGAAACGCUCAAAGGCUUUGAAUUUGUCUCAACAAUUCAAACUGUAUUCUUUUGUACAUUUAACUUAAUAAAUCAAAGGUCCAAGUCCCUUUCCCCA
Molecule: messenger RNA, 7155 nt
Organism: Nerophis ophidion (straightnose pipefish)
Lineage: Eukaryota; Metazoa; Chordata; Actinopteri; Syngnathiformes; Syngnathidae
Gene: map3k22
Product: mitogen-activated protein kinase kinase kinase 22
Exons: 18
Coding region: 425-2263 (612 amino acids)
Biological process (GO): protein phosphorylation
Molecular function (GO): protein binding; protein kinase activity; ATP binding
Source: RefSeq, a predicted model, not a curated record